Molecule: messenger RNA, 282 nt
Organism: Penicillium malachiteum
Lineage: Eukaryota; Fungi; Ascomycota; Eurotiomycetes; Eurotiales; Aspergillaceae
Exons: 2
Coding region: 1-282 (93 amino acids)
Source: RefSeq, a predicted model, not a curated record
AUGGAUAUUGAGCAAUUUCUAGACCCAUCUGAUGAAGUCUAUGAAGACCGUCUUGAAGACUUAGAUGAUAUGAUUAUUGGCCAAUUUUUGCCAGAGGAAGCAGAUGAUGAUCUGGAUCAAAUCUUAGAGGAAAAAGAGGAGAUCAAGGUUCAUGAAGCAAUAUCUGCUCUUGAAAAGCUUCAAUUGUUUGAAGAACAGCAAGAAAAUGGGAAUUACGCGUUUAUUCAGUCUCUUCUUAGGCAUAAGAGAGAGCUUCUCUCAAAGCAAAUCAAAUUCUACUAA